AGCAAAGGAAAGCGUCACAAUGUCUGUUCAACCAUCAAAUCCCAACAACCCAAUUGUGUUCUUGGACAUAACCAUCGGAGGGCAGGAUGUCGGACGGAUGAAGAUCGAGCUGUUUGCUGAUGUGGUUCCAAAGACGGCGGAGAAUUUCCGGCAGUUCUGCACUGGAGAGUUCAGGAAGGAUGGAGUCCCUAUUGGUUUCAAAGGCUGCACAUUCCACAGGGUGAUCAAAGACUUUAUGAUACAAGGAGGGGACUUUGUAAAUGGUGAUGGGACUGGUAUCUGCAGUAUCUACAGAGGUCCAUUUGCAGAUGAAAACUUCAGAAUGAAGCAUUCUGCGCCUGGUCUUCUGUCCAUGGCAAACAGCGGUCCAGGGACAAAUGGUUGUCAGUUUUUCAUUACCUGCACUAAAUGUGACUGGUUAGAUGGGAAGCAUGUUGUAUUUGGAAAAGUCGUGGAUGGUUUGCUGAUUAUGAGAAAAAUUGAGAAUGUUCCUACAGGACCCAACAACAAGCCCAAGCUCCCCAUCCUCGUUGCACAGUGUGGAGAGAUGUGAUCCAGCUCACUCACAACAGUGCAAGAACUACACACCCUCAGUAGUGCCUCAUAGUUACUUAACAGUCCUCAGCAAAUAUCAACCCACAUAUUCUUUCGUGUAUAGAUGCCUUCUCCCACAAUGCAGAUUGAAGGACAUUAUAAAGUUAAUCAUAUGUUUCUGGCUCUGGUAUACCUGAUUCCAGGUUAACUGCUGCAUCCAAACCCAAAUAAAAUAUUCACUCAAAUAUCUCAGGUGGGAUUUGGUACUGACAGGAUGUUCUUAGUCCAUGGGUUUGAAAUUAAUGUUUUGUGUUGUGUUCAGCACAGUUGCUGAUGAGUCCAAAUGAAGGAGAUUUUUUAUAUCCUAUCGUAAAAAGGCAACUAAGAAAAUGUGACCUCUAAAGAAACAAUUGGUUGGCAUGUAAAAAAUAUGAAAUCUUCUCAUUCCUAAUUCAAUCUCACUAUGUAAUAUGAUCAAUAAAAUGUUUUACAUUUUUUAUAAA
Morone saxatilis (striped sea-bass) is the source of this 1037-nucleotide messenger RNA. RefSeq names its product peptidylprolyl isomerase H (cyclophilin H) (gene ppih). Gene Ontology annotation, biological process: protein folding; protein peptidyl-prolyl isomerization. The record is from RefSeq and is a predicted model, not a curated record. Gene Ontology annotation, molecular function: peptidyl-prolyl cis-trans isomerase activity. NCBI's taxonomy places the organism in Eukaryota, Metazoa, Chordata, Actinopteri, Moronidae. Bases 20 to 553 code for a protein of 177 amino acids. Gene Ontology annotation, cellular component: intracellular membrane-bounded organelle. The transcript is spliced from 9 exons.